AUGUUUGCGGUACCUCUUUCUCGUGCCAUUCGCGAACUCUACUUUGAUGACUUUCGGCCACUUGAUGGCCCAAAGUUUCGUCCGGACCUUAUUGACAAUUCCCAAACACCCACCUAUCUGAACAUUCACCAUAUUAAUUGGUCCAAGGAUCUUUAUGGUCACAAAUUUAUAAGCUUUUACCUAAAUAUUGAUCCUGAAGAGUAUCCGCUAAUUAUCCAAAAUCUAGCAAUGAUCUGCAGCAUUCCUUAUAUUUGUUACUUUUGGUUUUGGUCAAUAAAUUUUUAUAUUAAUGAUUAUAGACCAGGAAGUUCAAUUGUAUCGUUUCACACAAAUCUCUUCACAAUGCAAAUUAUUCCAACAGUUUUUGCUCUUUUUUUAGCCGGUGCUACGCUUGUAUUUUACCGCAUCGAUAGAAAUAUGGCCUAUGUGUUUUUCAAGGAUCCGGAAAACCGCAAGGCUGUUGAGAUUUGGCGCGAUUACAAAACAUCUCAUGGUAUCAUCACCUGUACCAUUAUCCCAGAAUUUUUUUACAAAAGAACUGGUUACAUUUCCGUUUUCAUAGACAAAGUUGUUCCAAAGAAAUGGCUGGUACAAUCAAAUAUAAUCACUGUUCUUACUACUGCUUCAGUAGCACCUUCUAUUAAUGAUGGUCCUAAUUUGAUUGACAAUGGUAAAAUAAGUGCUUACGCUUCUUCUAUUACCUGCAAACACACAACUCAAAGCGUUACAGAAAGUAAUCACGAGAAGUACCUUAGAACAGGCUAUAUGAACGCUUAUCCAAAAUCUGUUGCUAGCUCAUCACAACUUCCUGGAUCUGUGGCUUCCUCGUCAAUAAACUAUAAUAACCAAAGCACUUCAAGUUCUAAUAAGUCAUUUGAUGUUUCUAGUGAAAAGUCAAGCAGAUCUAGUGUUUCAAAAACUUCUGAAUUCUCCAAAUCAUCAGCGUUGUCGCAGUAUGCUGAAUCUACAGCAUCAUCAUCUGCCCCGGCUUCUAAAGGCUUUGGGUUUAUGCCAUCUUUUUUUAAUAGUUCAGUGCCUUCGACAUCUGAAACAAAAUCAACUCGUUCCGAAAUUUCUUCAAAAUACCCAGAAUCUGCAUAUUCCUCAUCUUCUUCUCGACAUUUGCUUUCAUCUUUAAAUAUUUUCGGUAAAUAUGCUGAGUCAAGCUAUUCUGCUGCUUCCGAAAGCUCAUCCAAGUAUUCAAAGUCCACACGUUCUUCUGCUUCUUCAAAGUAUCCGGAUUCGGUAAGCUCUUCAACAUCUUCAAAGUACUCCAAAUCCUCUUACUCUUCGUCAUCUUCAAAGUCCCAGGAAUCCAUCCAUUCUUCUUCUUCCUCAAAGUAUCCAAAAUCUUCUCGCUCUUCACUAUCAUAUUUUCAAAAUUCAUUGGUUUCAUCUAAGUCCUCACCCCAAUAUCCUGAUUCUGCUCGUACAAGUGUUUCUGAAAGCCCAUCCAAGUACGAAAAAUCAAAAGAUUCUUCUUCUUCAAAAAAGCCAUCAGACCUCUCUCAAUCAUCAGUAAAAUCUUUUCAAAACUCAAAAACCCCGUCAACUUAUUCUUCGGCUUCAGGAUCUUCUCAUUCAACAAUUUCAUCACCUUCCUCAAGAUACCCUGCUCCUGCUCCUGCUCCUGCUCCUGCUCUUGCACCAUCAACCUCAUCUCACCAGUUUUAUGCUACAAGCACAACCUCAUCUUCGCGCUACCCAGGUUCAUUAAACUCGUCCACCUCUUCAUUCCGGUCUUCUGGGUCAUCAAACCAUUUGAGAUACAUGAGUUCAGAUUCUUUUUCAAUGCGCUCAUCAGAGUCUCAAUCAAGCGAGUACAGUACCAGAAGCAAUUCCAGCACUACAAGUACAAUUACACCAAACAAUCACUCAUUAUCAUCAAACUUUGAUUCUCAAUCAAUAACGUCGUCUGCUACCAGUGACUCAACAGCUUCUUCUUUGCAUGCUCAAUUUCUAGGGUCAAGUGUUAUUCCCGGUUAUAAAGACGCCAAGGAUAAAAAAGGUAAAAAUCGAUGUAAAGACCAAAGAAAGUAG
Magnusiomyces paraingens is the source of this 2040-nucleotide messenger RNA. RefSeq lists its product as uncharacterized. NCBI's taxonomy places the organism in Eukaryota, Fungi, Ascomycota, Dipodascomycetes, Dipodascales, Dipodascaceae. The transcript has a single exon. Bases 1 to 2040 code for a protein of 679 amino acids. The record is from RefSeq and is a predicted model, not a curated record.